AUGGCCAGCACAUCUCCGGUUAUUCUCAUUCUCGGAUCGGGCCCCAAUAUAGGGCAUCAUGUAGCUCGGGCCUUUGUCGCAAAGGGUUACAAAGUUGCCUUGGCAUCUAGGAGUGUCAAGAAAGAAGACAAAAAUACGGACUUAGUUCGCAUUUCUGCUGACUUAUCGGAUCCUCAUUGCGUGAAUGGCAUCUUUUUGAAAGUCGAGGCAUCGCUCGGUCUGCCAAGUGUUGUUGUCUACAAUGCAUCUGCCGGGGCUCCGAAUAAUCCAGAGAAACCCCUUUCUAUUCCCCUGGCUGACUUUAGUCGAGACUUGCACGUCAAUACGACCAGUGCGUUUGUCGCUGCGCAACAGGCGGCUUUAAGUUUCGAGAAACUGCCUGAUCAUAGAUCCAAGACAUUCAUCUAUACUGGUAAUAUACUCAAUGAAAUCACUAUUGCAAGUCUUCUUAAUGGUGGUGUGGGUAAAUCUGCAACAGCCCACAUCAUCCGCACUGCUGCUGCCGCAUACUCUAAUAAAGGCUUCAAAUUCUACUAUGCCGAUGAGCGGAAGGCUGAUGGGACUCCUGCAUACUCUAAGAUCAGCGGCGAGGCACAUGGAAAAUUCUAUGUCGAGCUCGCGGAGCACAAGUCUCAGGGUCCUUGGCAGCAGACUUUUGUCAAGGACGUAGGAUACAAGCACUUCCCAACUGCUUGA
Talaromyces proteolyticus is the source of this 696-nucleotide messenger RNA. Its product is annotated as putative short-chain dehydrogenase. Lineage: Eukaryota; Fungi; Ascomycota; Eurotiomycetes; Eurotiales; Trichocomaceae. The record is from RefSeq and is a predicted model, not a curated record. The coding region runs from base 1 to 696 and encodes 231 amino acids. The transcript is spliced from 3 exons.